Molecule: messenger RNA, 915 nt
Organism: Phragmites australis (common reed)
Lineage: Eukaryota; Viridiplantae; Streptophyta; Magnoliopsida; Poales; Poaceae
Exons: 1
Coding region: 1-915 (304 amino acids)
Source: RefSeq, a predicted model, not a curated record
AUGGCGCAACGCAUGGAGAAGGCCGCAACGACCAGCGAGAUCAUGGCGCGGUUCCGGCCCAUAGCACCCAAGCCAAUGCUGGCGCCGCUCGGCGCCACGGCGAACAGCGUGCUGUGCCGGGCGCGCAAGCGCGGCUGGCAGGAUCCCGUGCCCCCACCGGCGCCGAAAUGGCAGAGGACCGCGCUGUCUUACCCUCCAGCUCCUGUCUGGCGGGCAGCCGGCACCGGUGCGGCGGCCACGUUGACGAGGGGACGGUGCCUGCCCGAAGGUCUUCUUCUUCCACGAAGUGAUGAAGAUCUCCUAAGACUGUCGCUUGCGAGGUCUCGCGCUUCGCCGUGGGUGCCGUCGUCAAACACAAGGCGGUUGUUCCCGCUGAAGCGCGACCUGCUCUCGGAGCUGCAGGUGCCCAAGGUCAUCGCGCCCCGUCCGGCGCGCCCACUGCGCACCACCAUCUGCAUCGACUCCAGCAACGUCGCGGGCGCCAACUCAGUGGCGGCGGUUGCCCUGUCCAAGAAGACAGUGAGGGAAGUGGAGGCCGAGCUGGAGCUCGCCGAUGCUCUCCCUGCUGUGGUGUCGGGCCGAUACAACCGCGUCCACCUGGCAAACGACGCGUACAAGGCGAUGGUGGGGCAGCCGGUGUGCCCGUGGCUGGACUCCCUGCCGGGUGCCGGCGCGUCGAGGCGGAUCAACGGCGAGGUGGUGCUGAACGUGCAGACGUUCAGCCCCGCUUCGCGACUGCCAAACGCUGGAGGCGCCUUCCCGUGCACUGCGAGGAUCUCGUGGGAACUCGACGAGGCAAUCACUUCCCUUACCGUGCCGUGCGCCGUCGAGCGCCUGACCGGCAGCUCCGGCGACUACCAUUUCAUCUGGAGGUUUGACUCCACCAGGGCCUCCAUCAUCUACUGCCUCCCGUAA